Messenger RNA from Coturnix japonica (Japanese quail), 11038 nucleotides. Lineage: Eukaryota; Metazoa; Chordata; Aves; Galliformes; Phasianidae. The record is from RefSeq and is a predicted model, not a curated record.
GUUGAAGUUGGGCGCCGGGAGGAAAUCCUGCGCGCCGAGGGCGGUGAGGAGCCGGCCCGGCUGCACGGAGCGCUGGGUGCCCCGGCCCCGGAGGCGGUCAGGACCCGGUUGGAUGCGGCCGUGGGCAGCUGGGUUGGUGGGGGCAGCCCUGCCUGCCUGCAGCGAGGGUGGGACCGAGAAGACUGAGUUCCCUUCCAUCCCAGUUCCGCGGUUAUGACAGUUCCUUCGGACUGCUUUUUCCUUAUGUGUGUGGAACGGUUUGGCCAAAACCCUUUUUUUUAUAGCAAGUCUUCACGUGCAUUGCUAGAAUGCUAACUUUUUUCUUAUGCAAACCUGCUGUUUGUAUAUGUUUUGUGUACCCCAUACACCUGCGUGUUAGCAACACUUACCCGUCUUUCAUUUCCAUGGAUCAAUACUGAUAUUCCUAUAGUCACCCCCUCAGUGUGUGCUUGUAGGACUGGGCUGUGACUUCCAUGAGGUUGGUAAGGCUGAGAGCAGUAAGAGAGAAGAGGAAGAGAGGGCCACAGCUUGAACUUCUCCCCAGUGCUUGAGGAUGUUUCCUCUAGGUCACCUCUAGGCCAUCUCUUCCAUAUGUGCUGCUAAGAUUGCUUCAAAUCCCACCUCGUGCUUCUUGGCUGUUAACAUGAGCAGGUUCUGUUCUGCUUAGAUAUAACGUAAAGGCGCUGUGUUCUGGCGAAAGCAUGCUGCAUGGAGAGCUGAAUUAUGCGGUAGGGGCUGCUUAGGUGGCAAGAAGAAAACGAUUCUCUUAGGGCUGUCCUGGGCAUGCUUUCCUUUUUGUGAGCUGGGGCAAAAGGGUGACAUGCAGACAGGCAGUCUGUGUGUACUGCCUGUGUUUGUGGGCACAGUGCCCCAGUGGCUCUUCUCUGUGUUUAAAAGCAGUUAAAGUGGAGCUGAAAUCAAUGAAGCGCUGUCUUGUUCCUUGGAAAGCAAUACAGAACCUUGCUACAAAAGCAGAACAGCACAGCACCGUGUGUGGAGCAGUGUGUAGUUUUAACUAAGUACGUUCCUUGGAUAAGUGAUUAAAAGGAUUCCUUAGCUACUGCAAAGCAAAAAGAUGCAAAGUUAUCUUCAGUUCCAUGUACUUAUUCAGCCUGCACGUAGUGGGUCUGCACUAUGAAGAGCUUGAGUGCCGUAUGAAGUGCUCUUCUGACUGGUGUUUGAAAAGCAAUGGGCUCUCAGGUAUCAGAGUUGCAUUUAGGAGCGUUACUGCCAUGGAAGGACUAUGUGGGAAUUGUCUUUACUUAAACACUGGGCAUAUAAUGAACAGUGGAGAACGGUUGUCUGUGUAACUGUGCAUUUAUCAAACUAAAUGCUGUUUCUCCCCUUCAGUUUUUAUUCUCCUCCAAGCAAAAAACCCCUUCAGGCUCCUUCAUGCCACUGCAAUUGCCUGAAUUAGAGAUUCCAUGUGUAUAAGAAAAGGUGACAAAAAUGCACCUAAGUGAUAUUGUACUCGUGAAUUUCCCUUUUAAGCCUUGACGUGUGUGGAUGUGGAUGUUUGUGCCAGGAGUGAUUUUGGAGAUGUGACUGUAGAGUGUCCUUAGAGCAUUUGCUGUUACAGGGAGAGUUGUGUGUCUGAUUCAUACAUGUAUUCAAGGUGUUCAUGUUAGUUUGGAAAACCUUUGUGACAAAAUGCAAAGCAUAAAAAGAUGGUGUAAGAAAAAACAUAGGGAAAAUCGCUGAAAUUCUGAGGGAACUAAAACAGUUUAGAAGGUUGUAUUCAAUUCUUAAUCCUGCUCUCUGACUAAAACUUCUCAUGGUGUAAGUGGAGGUGUGAGAAGUGCAUAAAUCCCCGUAUAAACUGGGAUUUGAGCUUUUGGCCCAUUUCAGUGUGUGGUCCGUGUGCUGACACUGGUUUGGAAGAGAGCUGGCUGGUUGCACUCAGCAUGCAGAUACUCAGCAUGCAGAUACUCAGCAUGGCAGCUGAGCCCAUUGGGAUUAGUUUCCCUUGCUGAUUUGCCCCAGGCUAAGUACAGACUCUGUGGAUUAGUUGCUGUGCUGUACCUUAGCCCUCUGAGGAAGCUUGCAUUUGUGUGUGUGCCCUCAGGAGCGUGGUUACCAUCGCUGUGUGUAAUGCUUCCUGUUGGCAUAGGGCAUAAAAAGAAGAGAAAGUAAUCUGCUGGGCCGCACCAAAGUGUAGAAAUGCCAGUGAUGAAAGGGAUAUAAGAAGAAAAAGAUGACUCCUGGAGAAGCAGUACAAAGAAAACCCCGUCCAGCUAAGCAGGAGCUCAGUACGCUUGCUGCUUAUGGGGCUCCUGCUUUAAAAUGAUACUGGUAGCAGAAACCUGUUGGACUUCAUUCAGAAAUAGCCAAUAGGUGUUAAACGCAGUAAGUCUGCUGUUAAAGCUGAGCUGGUUCAUGAGAGCAGUGCUCUGGCUGGCUUGGUGGUGCAGGUCAGUGGGCAUAAAACACGGGCAAGUUGUGUAAAGUCUGGCUGCUUCCUGAGGAUGCCCUUGGAGGGCGCUUCUCCAGUGCUGUGUUUGCUUACUGACAGUGGGCAGGCUUGAAAACCAAAGUAAAUGAGUAAGCCCCGUACCAUCAUUAAUGAAUGAACAAUGUGUUUUAAAGGACAAGGCAGGUGUCCUGAGAGUGAACUUGGAUCUGUAAGAAAAUGUAUCGUUUUGAAAGUUAUUUCUGUCAAAUUGGUAUCUAAGCAGGAGAGAUAGAGAGCGUAGCUGUUAGCAUAUAAAUAAAUGGCUGAAUUCAGUGCCUGAGUUCUUCUGUAUUCAAUAUGCAUCUGUAGCUCUCAGUCUGGGGCAUUGCUGAUAUACGUAUGGGAUCUCUGAAGCUCUCAUGUGAUUAUUUGGUUAUUUAGGAGGCAGAGUGAACACCAGUAACUGUUCUGAAGACAAGAGUAAUUAACCAUGUGUGUACGUGAACCUUUUGGGACGGUUAAAAGAGGAAAAUGGUAAAAAGCUUGUGAGGCCUAAGAUGUGGAGUGCUGUUACUGGGCCAGCACAAGGAGGACUUCGUUAUGAUUGCUCUCUUAUUAUUUUUCCAUUCAUUUUGCUGCUAAGCUUGUAGCAUUUUGUUAGGCCAAGUCUCACGGGGCAGAAAGGAGCACAUUCAGUCUGUUGGUGUCCUCAAGGCAUAGUGAAGCCAGGGGUGCAGGGUGAAGCAGGAAGCACUGCAACCCAGUGUUGAGGUUGGGGAGCACCUUGGGGUGAAGGAUGUCUUGUGGCUGUGAGCAAACCUGUUCAAUGAUGGUUCUGUGUGGCUGGAAACUGAAAUGAUGCCAUAUUCACAAAAUACAUUCCAGCUCUUGUUUACAGAAAGUGUUUGUUUGUUGGUUUUUUUUCCUGAUAUUAUAAGUAUUGAAUCUUGCUCUUUACCAUGCAUAAUUCUUGUUAAGCUGCUUGUGUGAUAGAUACAUCAGUUUUGUUAACAUGAUGCUAAACUGCUUUCACCUUUUUGGCAUCGUUUUUUAUCCAUUCCUUCCAAAAUCUCCAUCAGACACACAAGUUUCAUGUUUCCUCUCAUUUUCUCACCUCUUUACUUUCUUUGUGACCCUUUGUUUCUUAGGAGACAGUCUUUGUUUUAGGUGGUGGUUUUUCUUUUUAUGCAUCCCUUCCUCCCCCCAGGUGGAUGAUAAAGAAUAUCACACAGAUACUUUAAAACUUCUGGGGCAACAUGAAUCUUAUGUAUUUGUUUAUUUGUUGUGUAGGGAAGGCUUUCAGGAGCUUCCUUCUGUCUUGCUAACCUCUGCUUGAAACAAAUGUUUCAUGACAGAGGUCAUCCGUUGUAUUUCUGCCAGGCAUGAGAAGGUCCAGUAUAUAGAAAAUCGAACCUAGGCAGCUUCAGUCUAAGAGUCAUUUUUAAAUGAGUGCCAUUAUCCCUUCUAACAGAUCCUGGCAUUCUGUUGCUUAUUCUGUAGCAAAGACAUGGCGUGAAGCCUGAAUAUUUGUUAAGAAAUAAUACAUUUUGCUUUGGUUCAACCAUGGUGGUCACUUAUAAUCUUUUUCUUUAAUACUGGAAGAUUUGAAUCUAUUCUGUAAUAUUUUUUUUUUUUAGUAUAAAGGACUUGGGAGAAAGAUGCUGACUGUAGACAUAGAACAGUUAGAAGAGCAGAUGCUUAAGGUUCAUUCAUAAACUCAUAAACAAUGUAGUCGAUAAUUCAGUAACUGAAGAAAUACAUAUAAGAUGUUUUUCAGUAAUGUAACGUGAAAUUUGUUUCAUGGUUUUGUAGUAUCUCCGUGAAGUAAUACAAGCCAGAAGAAUCCUUUAGAAGAACAUUCAAUCUUUCUAUAACUGACUUUUUCAUUUUAUCCUCUUCCAUAAGCAAAAAUUUUAGUUGGAGGCAUUUAUGUAAUAGUCAAUAGUAUGAUACUUAGGGCAUUAAUGGUGCUUUCAUUUAUGCAGCUACAGCUGUAGAUUUGGAUGUGUUGGCAUUUGGGUGUCACAUGCAGUAGGUUUGCCUGCUCACCUUGAUCUUUCUUCUCAGAGGUGGUGGCAGCGAUGAUAAUUGUGAUUUCCUCUCAACAGCUGCAUGUUCAGAGGCAUCUGUGCAUGAGAAGUUUGUUCUAUGGCCUCGGAGCUGGGUGCCAGGGAGGAUGGCAGCUGCUCAGAGCUGGCAAAGCCUCUUUAUCUGCAGUACCUGGAGAAAGCUCUGCGAUUGGAUCAGUUUUUACGACAAACGUCUGCCAUCUUUAACAGGAAUAUAUCCAGCGAUGAAAGUGAGGAUGGAUUGGAGGACAAUCCUUUGUUGGCUCAAUCUGGGGAUCCUCUGAUGCAAGUUAAAGAAGAGCCUCCAAAUGCUUUGCUUGGGGAAUCUUCUGGAGUAGGGAAUUCUGGAGUGCUGAACACACAUUCCCUGAACGGAGUACUGCAGCCAGAGCCAAAGUCUGAAAAAGGGAGCUUGUAUAACUUUUCUAAACUGAAGAAAAGCAGAAAGUGGCUGAAGAGUAUCCUGCUGAGUGAUGAUUCCAGUGACACAGAUUCUCCAAGUGAUGAGGAUGGAGAGGAUGAAGAAUUUUCUCUUUCAAGGGAGGAGCUUCACAAUAUGCUGCGAUUACACAAAUAUAAGAAACUACAUCAAAGCAAAUACAGCAAAGACAAAGAGUUGCAGCAAUACCAGUACUACAGUGCAGGACUGCUGUCUACAUACGAUCCUUACUAUGAGCAGCAGCGCCACCUGCUAGGGCCCAAGAAAAAGAAGUUUAAAGAAGAGAAAAAAUUAAAAGGAAAGUUGAAAAAAGUAAAGAAAAAGAGGAGACGGGAUGAAGAUCUCUCUUCAGAGGAGUCUCCAGAACACCACCAUCACCAGACCAAAGUUUUUGCCAAGUUUUCUAAUGACACACCACCACCCGGGUCCAAGAAAAAGCAUAUGUCUAUUGAACAACUUAAUGCUCGUCGGCGAAAAGUGUGGCUUAGCAUUGUUAAAAAGGAAUUGCCAAAGGCGUACAAACAAAAAGCAUCAGCGCGCAACCUUUUCCUUACCAACAGCAAAAAGCUUGCUCAUCAGUGCAUGAGGGAGGUACGUCGAGCUGCUCUCCAGGCCCAGAAGAACUGUAAGGAAACUCUACCACGGGCACGUCGUCUUACCAAGGAGAUGCUUCUCUAUUGGAAAAAAUAUGAGAAGGUAGAAAAAGAACAUCGUAAACGGGCUGAGAAGGAGGCUCUGGAACAGCGCAAGCUGGAUGAGGAGAUGAGAGAGGCUAAAAGGCAGCAGAGAAAACUUAACUUCCUGAUCACACAAACUGAAUUAUAUGCCCAUUUUAUGAGUCGUAAGCGAGAUAUUGGGCAUGAUGGAAUACAGGAGGAAAUCCUACGCAAACUGGAAGACAGCUCUACCCAAAGGCAGAUUGAUAUUGGAGGGGGAGUGGUGGUCAACAUCACCCAGGAAGAUUAUGAUAGUAACUAUUACAAGGCCCAAGCUCUGAAGAAUGCUGAGGAUGCUUACCAGAUUCAUCAGGCCAGGACUAGAUCAUUUGAUGAAGAUGCAAAGGAAAGUCGAGCAGCUGCUUUACGGGCUGCUAACAAGUCUGGUACUGGCUUUGGAGAGAGCUACAGUUUAGCAAAUCCAUCUAUCCGGGCCGGGGAAGAUAUUCCACAGCCUACUAUUUUCAAUGGAAAACUGAAAGCUUACCAACUGAAAGGCAUGAAUUGGCUGGCAAACCUAUAUGAGCAGGGCAUCAAUGGAAUCCUGGCAGAUGAAAUGGGUUUGGGUAAAACAGUACAAAGUAUUGCUCUCCUUGCACAUCUGGCUGAAAGAGAGAACAUCUGGGGACCUUUUUUAAUAAUCUCACCUGCAUCUACUCUUAACAACUGGCACCAGGAGUUUGCCAGAUUUGUUCCUAAAUUUAAGGUGCUACCUUACUGGGGAAAUCCCCAUGAUAGAAAAGUCAUCAGGAAGUUCUGGAGUCAGAAGACAUUAUAUACUCAGGAUGCUCCUUUCCACGUGGUGAUUACCAGUUAUCAACUGGUCGUGCAGGAUGUGAAGUAUUUCCAGCGCGUGAAGUGGCAAUAUAUGGUGCUGGAUGAAGCACAAGCACUCAAGAGUAGCUCCAGUGUUCGCUGGAAGAUCCUACUGCAGUUCCAGUGUCGAAAUAGAUUGUUAUUGACGGGGACCCCAAUCCAGAACACAAUGGCUGAGCUGUGGGCCCUGCUGCAUUUUAUCAUGCCAACAUUGUUUGAUUCCCAUGAAGAGUUCAAUGAGUGGUUUUCUAAGGACAUAGAAAGUCAUGCAGAGAACAAAUCUGCCAUUGAUGAAAACCAGCUAUCCCGGUUGCACAUGAUCCUGAAGCCUUUCAUGUUGAGAAGAAUCAAGAAAGAUGUGGAAAAUGAGCUGUCAGAUAAGAUUGAGAUUCUUAUGUACUGCCAGCAGACAAGUCGACAGAAGCUGUUGUAUCAAGCUCUGAAAAAUAAAAUCUCUAUCGAUGACCUCUUGCAGUCCUCAAUGGGCACUACACAGCAAGCACAGACCACUACUAGUAGUCUCAUGAAUCUAGUCAUGCAGUUCAGGAAGGUGUGCAAUCACCCAGAGCUAUUUGAGCGACAAGAAACUUGGUCUCCAUUUCACAUCUCCUUAAAGCCAUACCCAAUUUCAAAGUUCAUCUACCGUCAUGGACAGAUCAGGGUCUUCAACCACUCACGAGACAGGUGGUUACGGGUUUUACUUUCGCCAUUUGCACCAGACCACAUCCAGCAGUCUCUCUUCCAUAGGAAGGGCAUCAAUGAAGAAAGCUGUUUCUCUUUCCUCCGGUUUAUUGAUGUCUCGCCAGCAGAAAUGGCAAACCUCAUGAAUCAGGGACAUUUAGCCAGAUGGUUAGCUCUUUUCCUGUCUCUGAAAGCCUCCUACAGGCUCCAUCAUUUGCGUUCCUGGGUGGAACCAGAAGAAGAGAAACAGCAGGACUCACACUGUCUAAAGAACAAGGAUUUCUUGCUUGAUGUAAAUUUCCCACUGUCUUUCCCUAACUUGCACAGCUGCACUUUGCUGCAGAACCUGGUGUUCAGUAGCCACUGUAAAGCAGUUACUGGCUAUUCAGAUCAUGUCAUACAUCGAAGGAGAUCAGCUACCUCAUGUGUACGGUGCUGCCAGGUGACUGAGCUGCCAUCCUUCCUGUGCAUAGCCAGUCCACGGGUAACAGCUGUGCCACUGGAGUUCUACUGCAAUGAUCGAAGUGCAGAAUACGAGCGCAGAGCACUGAGGGAAGGAGGAAGUCUUGAAGCAAAGCAGUGUUUAGUCAAUGGAGCCCCUGAACUAGCAGCUGACUGGCAGAAACAAAGCUCCCAGUUCUUCCCAGAAUAUCCAGGAGGACUGUUGGGAAUCAGGCCUCAGAAUGGCUGGUCAUUCAUCAGGAUACCAGACAAGGAGAGUCUGAUCACUGACAGUGGAAAACUUCAUGCUCUUGAUCUUCUGUUGACACGGCUGAAAUCUCAAGGGCACAGAGUUCUUAUCUACUCUCAGAUGACGCGGAUGAUUGACUUACUGGAGGAAUACAUGGUUUAUAGGAAGCAUACCUACAUGAGAUUGGAUGGUUCUUCAAAGAUUUCUGAACGAAGGGAUAUGGUAGCGGAUUUCCAAAACAGGAAUGAUAUUUUUGUGUUCCUGUUAAGCACAAGAGCUGGAGGCCUGGGCAUUAACCUUACAGCUGCAGAUACGGUGAUUUUCUAUGACAGUGAUUGGAACCCAACAGUAGACCAGCAAGCCAUGGACCGGGCGCAUAGGCUGGGACAAACAAAACAAGUCACUGUGUACAGAUUGAUAUGUAAAGGCACCAUUGAGGAGCGCAUUUUACAAAGAGCUAAGGAAAAGAGUGAGAUCCAACGAAUGGUAAUUUCAGGUGGCAAUUUCAAACCUGACACUUUGAAGCCAAAAGAGGUGGUCAGUCUUCUACUAGAUGAUGAAGAACUAGAAAAGAAAUUGCGUCAGCGUCAAGAAGAGAAGCGACAGCAAGAAGAAACAAAUCGUGUGAAGGAACGUAAACGUAAAAGGGAAAAAUAUGCAGAAAAGAAGAAGAAGGAGGAUGAGUUGGAUGGGAAGAGAAAGAAAGAGGGCAUGAACCUUGUGAUCCCAUUUGUUCCCUCAGCUGAUAACUCCAACCUGUCCGCUGAUGGGGAUGACUCCUUUGUUAGUGUAGACUCUGCCAUGCCCAGUCCUUUCAGUGAGAUUUCCAUCAGCAGUGAAUUACAUAUGGGCUCUAUCCCUCCUGAUGAGAGCAGCAAUGAUAUGCUUGUGAUUGUGGAUGAUCCGGCUUCUUCAGCACCUCAGUCAAGGGCAACAAACUCUCCUGCUUCCAUUACUGGCUCAGUUUCAGACACCAUAAAUGGAGUUUCAAUGCAAGAUGCAUCUCUCACUGGCAGAGGCCAGUCAAGUCGAAGCCGCGGUCGUCCUAAAGGAGGGAACGCUGGAUCUAAGGGCACUGGGAAAGGCAGGAGCAGGAAAUCGAUAGCAGGAAGCGCAGCUGCAAUGGCAGGUGCCAAAGCAGGGGCAGCAGCAGCCUCAGCAGCAGCGUAUGCAGCGUACGGGUACAAUGUCUCCAAAGGCAUGUCUUCAAGCAGCCCUCUACAAACAGCAAUUAUUCGGCCUUCUGGACUGACAGAUUUUGGACCUUCAAGCGCCUCUUCUCCUUUGAGUUCACCUUUGAGCAAAGGAAACAGUGUUUGUGGCACCCCCAAAAGCUUAAACCUGACCAGCAGUCUCGUAUCAGAAACUGCCAUUCGGAAGCAAAGCAAAGGUGCCCACACUUCAGGUGGUCGGUAGUAAUUUUGAACCCCCAAAGCUUGUCUAAACUGUGUCGGCUAUUGGAGAAGACCACCCUGCAAGCUGAAGGCAUGCAAAGGAAUGUCUUGUUGCUGUCAUGCACCUGUGUGAAAGGAAAAUCAAAGCACAAUAGGAAUGGGUGGUUUAUGUGAGCACUUUGAUUAUGUGUAUCCCAAAAAAAUUUAUCUUUGCAGACACUGCGAGAAGGAUGGAAAAGGGGGGUCUGGAGUGGCUGAGAGUGUCAGAUGUUGUUUUCUGAUGUGUAUCUGACAAAGAUUCCUAAGAAAGCAUCCAGGUACUCCAUGCAAUAUUCCGAAGCUGCGUGUACUUGAAGUCACACCAGUGUACUUUCUCUCUUGUAGCUUGAGGUGGAACUCAGCUUUAGUUUUCUUCGGUGAAAUCAGUAUCUGAAUGCCAGAGUAAGAAGACAUUUCUGUACUGGGAGCUGGUUGGUGUACAUGCAGGGGGUAACUAGGGGCUAAGCUGAGGAUAUGGUAUGAUCAAAAAAAAUCUUGUAUUCUUCUAGUGUGGACCUCUGGUUGUUUUUGUUUAUUUUUUGUGUUCUUGAAGGUUUGAAAUGCAAAGGAAGGUAUCUCAGGGGGUUUCUGGGGAGUGGACUCGUCAGCACCAUUUGUCAAGAAUAGGAUAAGAACUACAGAGAGCUCUGACAGGUCUAGUGAGAGCAGCAGCACUGUCUCUGCUUUGUACAGUGGAAGAAGCCUCAAGCCAGUGGUUUGGUUUGUCUUUCAAAGUUGUUACCAGCGUGAGCAUUCACUGUACUUAGAAAGAUUUUUCACAUUUUUGAGGUGUGCUGAGCUCUUAAAGGCUCAGGAACGCAAUCAGGCUCUACUUGAACAGAUCUUGAGAGGAGGGAAAGCUGCAGUGCCGAGGAAGAGUUUGCUGCUGUUCCUCUCACUGUGCCAUAGCAGAGUGUGGUUCUGCAGCUAGCAGCUCUGCGAGCGGAGCAUUGAAAAACAGCACUGAGGAAGAGAACUGUGCCAUUCCCCUUUUGAGCCAAAUCCUGGGUAGAAAAUUUGUCUCGUAUCCCAGCCAUCCAUUGAUUGUUCUUCCAGUGUGUUUUCCCUUCAUCUUUGUGCUCAUCAGAUGUACUAGCUUGGUUGAGUUCCCUGCCACGUGCGGGUACUGGUAGCCAUCUCCCGCAGGCUGACAGAAAGCAGGGCUGCCAGUGCCCAUCUGUGUUCUCAUUCUCCUAUUGCUCCUUCUCCUUCCUCAAUGCACAAACCCCCUCUGUAGGCCCUUGCUUUGCUGUAAGCGUUGUCUGCAUUGCACUGAGAUUUAGGUGUGGGGCAGUUCUUCUGUCUGACACGUUGAAUUAAAAGGCUGUUCUGCCGGGGCACUUUCAAUCUGUCAAGAGAGAAGCAAGUUUUGAGUUGCAGGUCUGGGCUGUGACAGCAGAAGAUGACUUAUUAUAAUAUUUUUUUUCCAACCCCAAAUCCUUUGCCUGGCGUCCUACAGUGUGGAGCAAGUGCUUCCUGUUGGCUCUGCCUCUAAUUUGCACACCUGAAAAUAGCAGAACUGAGCUUAGUUAGAUUGAUUUUUAAACAGAUUUGCAGGGGAUAAUUGAGGGAGAGAUUGUGUUUAAUUAACUCAUCGAAGAUUUCUCCCUUCCCCUUGUAUUCACAUGUAUAUAUGAUAGUUAGAGGGAAUCAGACAAAUGCCAAGCCUUUUUUUCUCUUUGAAUGUGCUGUCUAUUUUUAUAACUGAACUUGUACAUAUGUAUAAAGAGAGACACACCUUUCUUUUACUAACUGGAGAAGAAAAUCUUAAAUAAAAUGGAGUGAGAUAAUUUUAUGUAAA